CCCCCCCAGGCCUGGCGGGACCAGGAUGCUGCCCCCUUGCCUCCCCCCCGCCCCCACCCAACGCCCUCGUCCUCCCGAACGUCCAGUCUGACCGAAGACAGCCGGAUGCCGGCUGACCCUGGGCCCGAGGCGGGCAGCGGCUGGCCGGGCCUCCUCAUGUCCUGCCUGAAGGGCCCCCACGUCAUCCUCAAGAUGGAGGCCAUGAAGAUCGUGCAUCCCGAGAAGUUCCCUGAGCUGCCGGCGGCUGCCCCCUGCUUCCCCCCUGCACCCCGGCCCACCCCUGCCCUGGCACCCAAGCGCGCCUGGCCCUCAGACACAGAAAUCAUUGUCAACCAGGCAUGUGGGGGAGACAUGCCUGCCUUGGAAGGGGCGUCCCACACCCCACCCUUGCCCCGCCGGCACCGCAAGGGCAGCGCAGAGCUGGGCUUCCCCCGCGUGGCGCCGGCGGACGAGGUCAUUGUGAACCAGUAUGUGAUGCGGCCUGGCCCCGCGGCCCCGGCAGCCCCCUUGGCAACCGCCGGCGAGCCCCUGGAGUGCCCCACCUGCGGGCAUACGUACAACGUCACUCAGCGGCGGCCCCGUGUGCUGUCCUGUCUGCACUCCGUGUGUGAGCAGUGCCUGCAGAUCCUCUAUGAGUCCUGCCCCAAGUACAAGUUCAUCUCCUGCCCCACCUGCCACCGCGAGACCGUGCUCUUCACGGACUACGGCCUGGCCGCGCUGGCCGUCAACACGUCCAUCCUGAACCGCCUGCCCCCCGAGGCGCUGACCGCCCCACCCAGCGGCCAGUGGGGUGGUGAGCCUGAGGGCAGCUGCUACCAGACCUUCCGGCAGUACUGCGGGGCUGCGUGUACCUGCCACGUGCGGAACCCCCUCUCGGCUUGCUCCAUCAUGUAACCCCUGCUGCUGCCGCCUGCCGCUACUGCCACCAGCCCUCGCUCUGCUUCUCCAGGGACCCCGCCCAUCUGCCCGCUGACCCCUCCACGCCCACCGUGGCUUCUGCCCCACCCCGUGUGGCACUGUCGCUGCAGCCAACUCUGCCAUUAAAACUCUUUGCCAAAGUACGCACCU
This is a messenger RNA of Trichechus manatus latirostris (Florida manatee), 1068 nucleotides long. It is a transcript of the gene RNF208, whose product is annotated as ring finger protein 208. The record is from RefSeq and is a predicted model, not a curated record. Gene Ontology annotation, biological process: protein ubiquitination. Bases 106 to 894 code for a protein of 262 amino acids. NCBI's taxonomy places the organism in Eukaryota, Metazoa, Chordata, Mammalia, Sirenia, Trichechidae. Gene Ontology annotation, molecular function: ubiquitin protein ligase activity. The transcript has a single exon.